Messenger RNA from Sander lucioperca (pikeperch), 2518 nucleotides. RefSeq names its product cerebellin 1 precursor (gene cbln1). Gene Ontology annotation, cellular component: glutamatergic synapse; synaptic cleft. Gene Ontology annotation, molecular function: protein binding. Lineage: Eukaryota; Metazoa; Chordata; Actinopteri; Perciformes; Percidae. Bases 554 to 1129 code for a protein of 191 amino acids. The transcript has 3 exons. The record is from RefSeq and is a predicted model, not a curated record.
CAGGGCGGGAGCAUCUUGCGCCCGCGCGCCGCGUCCCUUCCUCUCGUGCCUUUUGUGUUUGAAACUCUCAUAUCUCACAUAUCAAUAAUUCAAGCGCGCGCGAGAGAGAGAGCAGACGGAGCUCCCCCCCCCACCCCCCGCGCGCUAUGAGUUCUACUGCCUCGUCACUCGUCCAGGGCCCCUCCGCACCGCGCGCGACUCCCGCUUCUUGUGUUUCCAAGUGACAGAAAACCUGCCGAGAAGUGAAGAAAAAGAGGAAAGGUGCAGGUGAACACCGGCGACUCGAGCGGAGAUAACGGUGGUAACAAACUGAUUUUUCAAAAAAAAAAGGAGAGAAGCCUAAAAAUAAAACGCCUGUUAUCCCCUCAAAGAGACCGCGAGGGAUAAACUGUUUUCAGAGGGCUAAUUAAAUCCAAGAAAACGGAGUGGCAUCUAGUUCAUCUGGGGAACACGCGGGGAAACUCUUCCUACCUUACUUUUUUAAAAAGGGGAAUAGACCCGCGGCUUCACAAGGUGUGAAUACGACCGAAGAAGUUCACCGUUCUGGUCCGGUAUGUUGGCGUUUUGCCUGCUGAGUGCCGUGUGGCUCGCGGCGAGCCCGGCCCGCGCUCAGAACGAGACGGAACCAAUCGUCCUGGAGGGGAAGUGCCUAGUGGUGUGCGACUCCAACCCGGCCGCGGACCCCACAGGCACGGCGCUCGGCAUCUCGGUGCGCUCGGGCAGCGCCAAAGUGGCGUUCUCCGCAGUCCGGAACACCAACCACGAACCGUCCGAGAUGAGCAACCGGACCAUGGUCAUCUACUUCGACCGGGUUAUAGUAAAUAUUGGGAAGAACUUUGAUGAGGAGAGAAGUAAUUUCAUCGCGCCGCGCAAAGGGAUUUACAGUUUUAACUUCCACGUAGUGAAAGUCUACAACCGCCAAACUAUACAGGUGAGCCUGAUGCACAACGGCUGGCCGGUGAUUUCAGCGUUUGCCGGUGACCAGGACGUGACGCGCGAGGCGGCCAGUAAUGGUGUUCUGAUCCAGAUGGAGAAGGGAGACCGGGCCUACCUCAAACUGGAAAGAGGAAACCUCAUGGGAGGAUGGAAAUACUCCACCUUCUCCGGCUUCCUGGUGUUCCCCGUGUAGAGGAAGAGGGAGAGGGAGAGGAAGAAGAAGAGCAGGGGGUGGAUUUGAAAGGAGGAGGAGCUGGUGGAAGAUGGGAAGUGCGACGAUGACGGGAGGGAAAAGGCAGACGGAGGAAGAAGAGGGGCGUGGGGAAAAGAAAAGGGACGUGAAUAAGAUGGUGGAAAAGAAGAGGGAUUGUGACAACGGACUCUGUUUGGGACGCUGCAGAGGGAGGAGGGAGAUGUUAGAGAGAUGUAAGAGCAUGGCACAGAAUGAUUAUACAAUGGUAAAAAUAAGAGAAGAAAUGAUGAAGCCAGUACAUGAAAGUGUAUGGCCAGCUUCUUCACUUCCCUUCCUCCUUUCAUCUAUCCUUUCAACCAUUCUUUCCUCCCUCCGUUUUAUUCAGUGGCUUGACUGCAGCUUUGGACAGCCAAAACCUUUUUUAUUCUCUGCUGAAAGACGCAAUUGAUCAUCUGUAUGUUCCAGAGUGUUCUAAUGCCCGAGUGCACCACCCACCACCACCACCACCCUUCCUCCACAUUCAUUCAUUCAUUCAUUCAUUUAUGCAUCAAUCUCUAUCAACACAAGCUUUAAGGAAUGUUUCUUGAAGAACUGCUCCCCACAUCUCCAAUUUACUGUGGACAUAUUUCUACUUUUUUUCAUGCUCAACAUAAAUUGCACUGAUUUUGGAUCAGCCCAAAGCCAAACUCGAAUUUUUAUAGGGGAAACAUAAAACUCUGGUCCCAAAAUCAGGUGCUACAUUUACAUUCCCCAUAAAGCUGUGUUUUAUAGUUAUUAUAAUAAUUAUUGGAUUUAAAAAUAAAAAUCCUUCACCUCACAACUCAUGUGGGGUACAUAACUGUAGAGUUUCCUACACAUAAUCCAGGCAGCAAUUAAGUUUCUGCAUGAACUGUAGUCAGGAAAACAAAAGAGUAGUAUAGACAUGUAGGAGCCAGGAGGAGACAGGGUUGCUAUCUGACUUCAAUCAGGAAAUUAGAAGAUUUUAAAAGAAUACCCUACAAGCUAGCACAAUCUUUCCAAAAGUACUAUAGAAUUCUUUUUUUUUUUACAUUUCCACUGUAAUGAAAAUGUAUUAAAGUAUUAAAGGGUAACUUCGUUUUUUUUCAACCUGGACUCUAUUUUCGCAUGUUUUAAUGUGUACGUGACUGAUGGUAGCAACAAUCUCUGAAAUUGGUCCAGUAUUAAGCAACACCACUGCAGUGGGCAGCGGCGAAACAAGGUACGAUUUAAGUGAUUAGGCAAUUGUGCACCUUCAAUUUAAGUCCACUAAAAGUGCUUGUUUUGCCACUGAUAUGCUCAAACUUUUAUUCCAAGUGUCUGACAAAAUUAUGGAAAGGAUCCCUACAGAGGCUGACCUUUUUGUUAAAGAGUAAGAUCCUCUUUUUAACA